UGUUUAAAAAAAAGCCCUUGAUGAUCCAUUGAGACACCCGGAAAGCAUAACCUAGUCCAAAGAAUUAAAUAUUGUGCUGACAAGGUACGUUUUAAUCAGAAGACUUCAACCGCACUACUUACAGACACAUGUAACCGUAUCUAACCUUGACGGGUUAGCUUCCUGUAUUGGACGUAAUACCGUGCCUGUGUCCUGUCCGGCUGUGUCUGAAACACGUUCUGCCCUAGCCCGAAGCACGUUUGGGUGGAUGCUGAUAGCGCGAGCGACCAUUACACACCCUUACACAUUGACACUAAGCCGAGCUCGCUCAAAAUGCCCUUUCUAGAGGGAGCGACAACAAAGGGGGAGAGGAUUGUUGUUUUGAAAGAAAGCAAUACCCUCUCUGAAACCCGUUUCUUGAGACAAACACAAAAAAGGGCUUUCUGUUCUGUCACGUUCGAUGCCCGGUUUGCGAUGAGGUACGGGAAACCCUCGCUUCACGGCCGUACAAUCGACCGGCAAUUUCCAAUCGUCUGGAAAUCCCUUUGAUUGAUUUGAAACGGUCAACAGGAACCUACCGGUUGGCGGGGUUGGCUGGUGUGAGCAAUACCCCGUGGCCGUCAAUCUGGACAGUCGAUAGAGCGAUGAACAAUCCAACUCUUUUUGUGUGUUUGAUUUUCUUGCCUGUAUGUGUUGUACGCUGUCCUGCUACUAGUGAUUUGUCUCAAUAUCACAGUCACAGGCAAUAAUAUGUCGCAUGUUGUCGCAAUUUGCAUACAACCCUGGUAGGAGCGCCGCCAGCCCGCCAGCCAGCCAGCCAGCCUGCCACCCUUUUACGGUAGUCGCUGCUGAUGUACGUUUUACAACGCGCGGUAAAUGAUAAAUAAUUUAAACGAUUUAAUUGAAGCAUGUGAUUGGGGAUUUGCGUCGUUGUCACUGUCAGUUGGUGUGUGUGCGUGUGUGUACGGGAAUGUCUGUAUAGCAAGAUUGCCUGGGAGGGGACACCGAUGGACAACCAGAGCAGACGACGCUGCUGCGUGUUUGUUGAUGGAAACAAUUUGUUUUGGUGUCAUGUUUUUUAAGCGUGUGAAAUUACUUUUUGCUAUGAACGAUCACUCGGUUCAAACAAUCUGCUGCUCUUUCCUUCCGGGAAUGCAUUAAGCGUCCUCACUGAGAGAGCUUUGUGCGCUCUUUCUUGCCUCGGGUGUGAUAAGAUAGAGGGAAGGUUAGGGCUUAAUGUUGUGCCCACACCCGAGAUGACCUGGUGGAGGAUGUUUUCUCGCAUUCUGGAAAGCAGAAUACAACACACAGACCGUGAUCUCACCAACGCAUCAUGCAGUCGGAGACAGGGAUGAUGCACUGAAAAACGAAGUGUUAUCGGCAUUGGUGGCGAUUCGUUGUGGCAGUCAGUGCUAAUCUCAGAGAAUUGAAGUGAUGAGGAGGUUGCAUUGAGUGGUGCGAUGUGUACUACAAGAAGUACUUUAUUGGGGUUUCCAGGGAUCCUCAUAGUUGUGGGACACUUCCUUGACUCUAUCCUUUUGGAAGUGAAGUUUAUUUGACGGGAAUUGGGCUAUAUGGCACCCUUUUUGGACAGGGUGCCUUGGAAAUUCCUAUUGGGUCCAAUUCCCAUGACAUAGAUUCCUUUGCCAGGUAGAAAGAGUCACUAAAGUGCUCCAAAACUAUGAAAACUCCUCGAAAAGCCUGUAUAAUCCAAUGGAGAUAUUGGGGAACAUAAUUGUUCACUCGUUUAAGCCGAUCUCCAAAAUCAUCUGCUUGAAGUCGGGUCAUUCCACACAAACACUCGUUGCAUAAGAUUCAAAUGAAAAUGUCAAAGAUUUCCUCUCUAAUUAGGAAUCUCAAGCCCCCUCAUCACCCACCCUCUCGAUGUCUCACGGGGUUUGUCUCCCAACAUCGGAAACCCAUUAAUUCGCGGUAGCCUCGAAUAUUUUUUCCGAUUCCACACGAAAAUCCAUGGCAAACAGGUGUGUGUUGUUGUCGCCCGCUUUUAUUCGGAUGACUUUCACUGGGUCUUGGGGUGCAGUAUGUGUGCGCGCCCUGGUUAAGUUAUUCCGGCCGCUUCCAACCUUCCCUGCAUGUAACCAAGCCGUCCGUUGUUGUUGUCCUCAGCCGUACGAUAUGGCGCGUUGUGAUAGGCUUUAUUCUCCCUCUCUCUUUCUUUGUGAUCCGUUGGACCCGUUGGACCCGCUGGACCAGCUGCGCUUAUCGCGGGUCAGCAAAGCCAGCAAGGGGUUGGCUGGGGCGGCGCUUACCUCUUAAAAUUGGAUGGCCAUCGUCACCGUCAUUAGCCUUCACGGGCGUGAAGAGGAGGGCAGCUACGGGAAAGUGGCUACUCCUCCCCGGUAAAGGGUGGUUCGGAGUCUUGAACAACACCCGGGAAGUGGUGUAACAGGUUCAACUGCUGCUGUCGUCGUAUGUCGUCGAUGGCGUUUGCAGACAGAGAUACACCGUUUCGGAAGACCCUUCACUGGCCACAAGUGGGGUUUGGUGGUUUUGGGGUGUAAAAACGUGUCAUCUACCCAAACGCGAAGAUGCGUAAGAUGCUUGCGCACGGAAACAAAGGCACGAAGGAGGAUUGCAAGGAAUGUUAAAAACAGGCUCUUCGCUGGUGGACGUCUGGUGCAGGUUGAGAUGAACGCUACAAGGUGGUGCAAUUCCAUCCCCACCCUAGUACACGCUUUCAGAGCCCAUAGAUCGUCCAUUAAUAUUACGAAUCGCGAGAUUGUCGACACAAUGGGCGAGCAACUUGUGCCUCUCAUUAUAUUUUGACCCGUCUUGGCGCUCGCUAGUGGCAUUGGUGUGCGUCAAAACAUGCGUGCUUGGCUGGGUGCUGCUGGGUGUAUUGGUGUGGGAUUAGCGGGGGUUGUGUGGUCGUCUUGGUCGAUUCCCUCACCCCCUCAAAACACGGGGGUUGCGCGAUAGUAUUCGGGGUGUUGAUCACUCUCACUGACCACGAUGUGUACGGUUCGCCCGCUCUCCGUUUAGGCUCUCCUGGCCUGGAUUGAUUGCGCGGGGGUAAUACACUAGCACACUUAACACCCUUAUGUGUGUGUGUGUGUGUGUGGCGGAGCCAUUUUGACGGUGGUGUUGAUACGCACACACCCCGAUGCGGAAUGCGUUUGUGUUUGUUUCAGGGUUUCAGCAAAAUGCGCCGUCACCCACCCUGCCCUGCUUCGGGGGAUGAGAAAUCGAAUCGAAAUCACCUUUAGAACCAUCACCAAUACCAAUAGCUGGUGCUGCUGGUGCUGCUGAGGGUGUCCGGUGGCGGCGGCGCCAUCACAAAACAGGCUCAAUCAGUUACACUCAGUCGAUCGUUUGAGUCGCGUGUCCGCGUGGUUGCGCUAGCGCUUGCGUAAAGCUUUGCCUGCGUUGCUUAUUCUUCUGAUUGGUGCCGUUUGGUUUGGUGUGGAAGCUUCUGUGCUUUGUUUUUACUUCGGCAGGCGAUUAUUCAAACAAAUACGACAAGUGUUCUAAUUGAAUUACACAGUUUACGCGCACACGACAUUUUUAGAAAGGAAAAGUGCGCGUGAAACUUACCACACCAGAGUGUGUGCGUGCGUGUCCCGUGUCCGUGUCGCUUCGGUGAGCGGAGGUGUAUGAAGCAAAAGAAGGUCGUCCGCUGUCGUCUGGUGUUUGCCGGUGGAGCGAUACCAGGACCCGGAAGUUUCAUGUAAAAAGUGUGUUUGUGUGUGCGGGAUCCUAACCCCUUUUUCGCGCCCUGUAGCAACGGGGCUGGCAAGAUUGGGCAUACAGUGCUACCGCUACCACCCGUGAGCAUGAGCGUCGUGGCCGUCGUUGCGGUGGCCUAUCGAUACACUUGGAAUCGCGAGAUCGUGUUCAACUCCCAGAAGCUGGUGAAGAGACGACCGGUGGCGUUGGUGCGUACCGUGCUUGCUGCUGCCGUCUGAGUCCUUCCGAGCGAGCUAGAGAGAGAGAGAGGAAGAGAGGAAGAGAAGAAGAGGGCAAUCAAACAUAGCACAGUCCAAGGACCUUUAGCACGAGUCGAAACCCCAUUACGCUUGUACAACGGCCAAUGCUUUUUUGAGUAGGAAAACGCCACGUAAAACGUGCAGAAUUAAACGAACACUUUUGUGAAUUGAGAAGGAAACGUAUAUAGGGACAAUAAUUAAAGAAAGCUCUCUUUUUUGCAGUUUUAGUACGGUUUUAGAGUUAUUAAAUCUUUCUCCGGAGGCAAAGAGGCAUUACGAAAAACAACAACAACAACAACAACAAACCUCCCCCCAAAAAGAAGAGAGUUAAGGAUACACGAAAAUAGACAAAACUGCAAACCGAGGGAUCUUGCCAAUACUCAAAACCACUAACACCCACCCACCCUGUGUGCGUGUGUGUUUAAUAUUGAAAUAUUUUAUUUCUCAUUUGGUGUGCGCAAACAAUAUCUGUGAUUGAAAAUUGCUGUGUGUUUUUUUAUUAAUACGUUUAAACCAUAAUUUGUUUGCUUGUUUUGUUGUUAACGAUCAUUAGACGAUUUGCUUAAAUUUUAGUACGAUUUUGUAGUGCGGUAAAGUCUCUCUCAGCGCCGGCGUACACACACAGACAGAGGUUGACUCACAGUCUCGGGGGUUAGUGGGUGAGUGUGUGUGAGCUUUUGGUGGUGUGGCCGCCACUGUUUUGCCGUUUCGUUAUCCUUUCUUUAUAAGGUUUUGUUGGUACCUUUUUGGCAGCAUUAAUAUUUCCAAUUUUUGCCACUCGAUUCUUGCCCGGAGGAGAAAGAAAUAGCAUUAGCGCAUUGUCGAAAAACCAAUUGUGAAAUUCUUUUGUGCCCAUAUUUUCGAAUCCCUGGUGGAUAUUGCUUAUAAGCAGCAGAGGUUUAGUCAUAGGAAGCAUAUAUACAUUUUUAAACUUUAGUGUGAUUGCACUGUUGCGAGAUUAAUUUUAGAGAGUAGAAGUAGUCAUUAGUAGCACUUGAACCGCGUAAAUUAGAUUGUUUGUCAUUGUUCUAACUCGGACGACGGUACGAGUGAAGCGCGAGAGAGAGCAGCAGGACAGGAAGCAAUAAAGCAGUAAACACGCACACACAUACGAUACGAGCUGUCUCAAGGAGCCUCUCGAGCAGGAGGGUCUUUAGAUAUAGACAUCGGAAGACGUUCAAUUCACUUCGUAACAGGUGAAAGGAAGGAACUUUAGCCAUCAGAGUAGGGGAUAGACAAUAGAGAACGGCUUGUGGGUAGGAAUUGGCGGCAGCAGCAAAGCUUCGACAAAUCAACCCACACGGCUUACACAAACCCCUUCGAGCGGGGUUAUCCCUACGAGAUGAUGAAUGUCUACGAUCUAUGUUACGAUGACAAGGUGAAGAUAUCGUCCAGCGAGUCCGAGCUGCUUGCCGCCAGCUAUGGCGCGUUGCCGACCGUUGUGGAGGAUGAAUUCUACCCGUUCACGCUGCAGCCGGAGGCGAAGGGCAGCAAUGGGGCCGGACCGGAGCUGAUGAUGGAGUUUGACUGUCCCGGGGCCGGCAGCUUGGAGCUGAUGAGCCAGCUGACACCGCCGCAAACGCCGCCCCAAACGACGGCCUUCGGUGGUGUUGUCGGUACCGUCCUGCCCAUGCAGACCCAGCUACCGUUGCCGCAACAGCAGCUAGCGCAGCAGUUCCAACCCCUGUACGCUCCACUGUCGAAUCCGGAACUGUUGUUGCCGCAGCAGCAGCAGCAACAGGUUCCGUUCGUCCAGGGCACUAACGUGCUCUCGACCGGCUACUACAUCGUGGACGAGUAUGCCACCAUGACGCAGAUCGGUGCUGGUGGCAUGCAGCAGCAGCCGCAGCAGCAGCAACAACAAACCGUCACGAUGGAACCGUUGCAGCAGGUACCGGCCGACAUCGGGUCCGCUCCGUUCCACUUUAGCGAAAACUACACGCCCCAGCAGCUGAGCGAGAUGGCCAACAUCGUGCGCAGUCUGCAGAUGGACGAUGAUUCGUUCCAGGGCGGCGAUGACGAUGACGAUUCGUGUGCCGGAUUUUCCGAGACCGGUUCGGUCGAGAAUGGUGCCGAUUCGCUGUCGUCAGCUUCGUCGGCUUCCUCGCUGGUCGCCCACUCGCCCGUGUACAGCGAUUCGGCCGAAUCGUCCGGAUAUUACGGUAGCCGGCACGAUGAGGCCGCCGCCACCGCCGACGACGACGACGAUGACUGGAGCCCGUCGAAGACGAAGAAGCUGUGCGUCCGGAACGGCGGUGCCGUCACGAAAAAGCGUACCGGCGGCAGCACCACCACCCGCACGUACGGUGGCCGCGCGCCGGAGGAGAAAAAGUCCCGCAAGAAGGAGCAAAACAAGAACGCGGCCACGCGCUACCGGCAGAAGAAGAAGGCCGAAAUCGAGGAGAUUCUUAUUGAGGAGAGCAAGCUGCGCGAAAGGAAUGACGAGCUGAAGCGCAAGUCGCAGGAUCUGGGGCGCGAGAUCAGCUGCAUCAAGAAGCUGAUGCGCGAGUUUUGCCGUAGCAAGGGUUUGAUCUAACAGAAGCAAAAGCUAAAAAAAGCGAUUCAAAACAUUUUCCAUUUGUAAAACAGUCAAGUAAAAGUAAAAAAAGCAGUAAAAGAUAAUUAUUGUUUGUAUCUCUCGUACCCCAGUUAUAGUUUACACGCAAAAGCAGUUUGCCUGCAAAAUAAAGCAAUAUUAAAAUCAGGAGCUCAAUCAGUAAUCGCUACCGAGCUAACGGCAAACUUGGAGAGAGCAGCGCUCCAGAGCGCCACCAGAACAACCAUUAAAAUACUUACUUCGCGUACCUUCUUCGUGUAGAGACAGUCCUAGCGAUCGUCGUUAUUUUAAACAUGCAUCCAUGCAUCCAUGCUAUAUGUCCGAGCCGAAGCUACCCUUUCUUAGGUGAGGUAUGAGGAGGACCCCAAGGACACCUCUAUAACGCACCUAAGCAGGGGUAGAAGAGGAUGGAUCAUGAUGGAUGCAUUUUAGACUUUAACAACAACAAAACUCCAUAUCUUCAUUCCUUUCGCGUCGGCUUAGUGUAAGCAGCGCAAACGAAUGCGCCGGUCUGAUCCCGAGCUCGACACUCAGUUUUAGAGGAACACGGUCGUGAGAAGUCGAAGAAUCUUAGCAGAGGCAGAGAGAGAGAGAGAGAGUAGAGGGUUUUGUAGUCCCAUAGAGGAGGUGGCUUUGGUAGUUGGGGGGUGAAAGGCAAUCGUUAUACCCAAGUGUGCCGGACACUUUGUCGCGCCAAUGCCGCCACCGGGGUUCGUCGUCUAGUUCUAUCGAUCUUACCCAUCAUCGACCAUUUGCAGUUAAUCGUAGGAGAAUGUCGGUGGAAAUUGCGAUUUUCACGUUGAGAUCGGAUUACGCAUACGUCGCUAGUUGACGCCAUUUAUUGUACGGCCGUUUCUAUGUUUUGUAUUUUUGUAUGUCCCCCCUCCCCGCUCCCCGCCGGUGUGGGUGGGCAGGCGGUUUCUGUGCAUGGCGUGCAGUGUGAUGCUGUGCCGAAGCUCUGCAGAACCGUUUGUCUACCACCACUCCGGCGGGGGAAGGGUUUCUUUCUUUUUUUCGUGGCGCAAGGGGAUCGUAUUGAAUUCGGGGAGGAAAACAUAUGUACAACGUUUUGUUUUGUCAACAACAGAGAGGAACAGAAAGACAGGAUCGAAAUUUCACGCAAACUGUGUUAUAGAUUAGGGUCAGGGAAGGCAAUUUAAACAAAAAAAAGAAACACACACUCUCUUAAUACAUUUUAAAUGCACUGUAUUUCAUGUUCAAAUACGUUUCAUUCUAAACAACCAUAAGGCACAAAUCGGGCAGCGAACGAAUUCAAUACGAUAGUGAUGGCGUAAUACACAUAAAUACAUCCAGAAAGGAAUAUGAAGAUUUUGAUCACAGAAAAUAAAACCCCCCCGUUUGUUUAUUCAAAUAUAUAUAUUUUUAUCGGUAAACCCUAUACCGAACGGGGAAAGAAAA
Messenger RNA from Anopheles gambiae (African malaria mosquito), 7902 nucleotides. RefSeq names its product activating transcription factor of chaperone (gene crc). The transcript has 2 exons. The record is from RefSeq and is a predicted model, not a curated record. Gene Ontology annotation, molecular function: RNA polymerase II transcription regulatory region sequence-specific DNA binding; DNA-binding transcription activator activity, RNA polymerase II-specific. Gene Ontology annotation, biological process: regulation of transcription by RNA polymerase II. NCBI's taxonomy places the organism in Eukaryota, Metazoa, Arthropoda, Insecta, Diptera, Culicidae. The coding region runs from base 5269 to 6462 and encodes 397 amino acids. Gene Ontology annotation, cellular component: nucleus.